AUGAAGGUGGAAGUACAAUGGAAGAAGUUGGUGAAACCGACAGCUCCAACGCCGCAUCACCGGCAAAAGCUGAAGCUAUCUCCCAUUGAUGAGAUUCAAGUUCCCUUUUAUGUGGGCAUUAUCUUCUACUAUAGAGAUAAUGCUGAGAAUCGAGGAGUUGAUACUCUUCAGAAGCUUCACCGGAUGGAGAAGUCGCUUUCUGAAACGCUAACACUCUUCUAUCCUAUGGCAGGAAGAUAUGUCGAGGAUGAUGGUUGUUUUAUCGACUGUAACGACCUUGGAGUCGAGUUUGUCCAUGCCAAAGUGGACGCCCAGAUUGAUCAGCUUCUCCAUGGAGACCUCGACAUGGAUUUGCUCGGUCGUUUGUCGCAAUUUCCCACCAACGUGGAAGGCAAUCCAUUAGUUGUGAUUCAAGUGAAUACAUUUAAGUGCGGCGGAUUGGUGAUUGGCCUGCGCUUUACGCGCAAGAUCGGUGACGUGUGCACCUUUGCCAUGUUCUUUAAUUCAUGGGCUACCGCUUUCCAGGGUAACAUGGACUCGGUAGAGUGCCCAAAUUUUGAGCUGUACACUCUAUUCUCAGGGAAAGAGCCGGUGGUUCGGUAUCGGCCUCCACCACCUACUGGCAACGAGGAAUUCGUCACGAGCAGGUUCAAGUUCAGCAGUGAUGCUAUAUUAAAGCUGAAAGCUCUAGCUAGGGACGAUGCGAAGGAUUCGAUGGCCAACGGUUCCCAGCCUUCAAGGGUGGGGGUUGUUUCAGCACUAAUAAGUAGGGCUCUCAUUGAUAUUGAUCGAAUUAAACAUGGGGAAAAAAGGGCUUUCGUGGUUUCUAUGACAGCUAACUUGCGCGAGAAAACUAGUGUGGCAAUGCCUGCGAAUUCUUUUGGCAAUUUCUCCGCCGUGAUGUUUGCGCAGUCCGGUCAACCCACGGACGGCAAAAGCAAGUUGGAGUUCAAUGGACUGGUGCAUGUAAUUUGCGACAUGAUAUCAGAUGCCAAAACGAAAUAUGCAACAGUCGUAGACAAGGGGGAGUUAUGCUCGAUGGUGGUCAAUUCUCAAGCCGAGUUCCUAAAGAAUGUGUCGACAAAUAGCGAAGAGUUUGUGAUUGCCUUUAGUAGCUGGUGCAGGUAUGGGCUACGUGAGAUUGACUUCGGGUGGGGAAGGCCUAUUUUCGUCAGCCACACGUCAGUGAAUUUCAGAUUGAUUGUUCUUCUCGACGACGAAGAGGACGGAGGAAUAAAUGCGUGCAUAACCAUAAAAAAAGAUGAGAUGAUUCUUCUGAAACAAGAUCCGGAAAUUCUGGCGUUCCAGAAGAUUUGA
Molecule: messenger RNA, 1317 nt
Organism: Rhodamnia argentea
Lineage: Eukaryota; Viridiplantae; Streptophyta; Magnoliopsida; Myrtales; Myrtaceae
Product: acetyl-CoA-benzylalcohol acetyltransferase-like
Exons: 1
Coding region: 1-1317 (438 amino acids)
Source: RefSeq, a predicted model, not a curated record